Messenger RNA from Coffea eugenioides, 1101 nucleotides. Its product is annotated as glutathione S-transferase U17-like. Gene Ontology annotation, molecular function: glutathione transferase activity. Gene Ontology annotation, cellular component: cytoplasm. The transcript is spliced from 2 exons. NCBI's taxonomy places the organism in Eukaryota, Viridiplantae, Streptophyta, Magnoliopsida, Gentianales, Rubiaceae. The coding region runs from base 85 to 891 and encodes 268 amino acids. The record is from RefSeq and is a predicted model, not a curated record. Gene Ontology annotation, biological process: glutathione metabolic process.
CUUGGAUGAAAUUACACCGACUCUUCCGGCUUUAAUGCUUCGCCCUCUUUCCUAUGCCUUCUUGCCCAAGGACCUCAACUAUAAAUGCAGUGCACAUCAAGGACAACCACAUCCUCUAUUUCUUUCAUAUUACAGUCUAGAGGCCAGCCACUUCUAACCUCAUCUCUUUUAUUUUUUCCUCCAAUUCACAAUUUUUAUCCCAUGGCUAAGGAUGAUGUGAAAUUGAUUGGUGCAUGGCCUAGCCCCUUUGUGAAUAGGGCUCAAAUUGCACUAAACAUUAAGUCCGUUAAAUACGAAUUUCUUGAGGAAAAAUUUGGUUCCAAGAGUGAGCUCUUGCUCAAAUCAAAUCCUGUUUACAAAAAAAUUCCUGUUCUGAUUCAUAAUGACCACCCCAUCUGUGAAUCUUUGGUCAUUGUCCAAUAUAUUGAUGAGGUCUGGAGCUCAGGCCCUUCAAUCCUUCCCUCAGAUCCUUAUGAUCGUGCCACUGGUCGCUUCUGGGCUGCUUACAUCGAUGAAAAGUUGUUUCCGGCUAUCAGAGGCAUAGGAACUGCUGAGGGGGAGGAAGCCAAAAAAGCUGCGAUAGAGCCAGUGAUCGAAGGGUUGGCGUACUUGGAAGAGGAAUUUAUUAAGAGCAGCAAAGGCAAGAAUUUCUUUGGUGGAGAUAAAAUUGGAUAUCUGGACAUCGCGUUCGGCAGUUUCUUGGGGUGGGUAAGGGUGACGGAGAAGAUGAAUAGUGUGAAGUUAAUUGAUGAAAGCAAGACACCAAAUUUGUUCAAAUGGGCCGAGAAAUUCUGUGCUGAUAAUUCUGUCAAGGAUGUUAUUCCAGACACUGAUAAGCUCUUGGAGUUUGCUAAGGUUCUGAUGGCCAAACUCAGAAAUCCUCAGAACUGAAAGUAGCAACUGCAUCUGCAUCUGCAUGUGGUUGAGAAUUGAGAUGUGUCUGGAUUUUAUGUUAUGUUUUCUUGUCGCGAGUCCAAUCGAUCAAUAAGAAAGUGAUGUAAUAGUUAAUUCCUCUUAAAACUUCAAGUGAAUUUCAUUUUCAACCAAACAAACAAUCUAUAUCUAUAGAGAACAGGUUUCUGAGGAGGAGCUUCCACGAGC